AUGAAUGUUUUUCAACCGCUAUCGCCGACGCGUGUCCUCUGUGGAGCCUUGGCCCUUCCGAUUAUCGCUUCUAGAGUCGGUGAUUUCUGGUUCGCUGAUGUGACUCAUUGUCCCGUUCGUCGAACGCUUUACGGCGGUUCAGUGUUCCUCAUUCUCAAGGGCAUGUUUGGCAUCUAUUUCAGGUAUCAACAUUUGGUCAGAAACAUGCAACGAGUGGUACUCGAUUAUGAAGAAGAUAAGUCCGCCGAGACACCCAGUGGAAGCGAAGAUAGCAUUGCGAGUUCUUCAGGCAACGUGAUUCUUUUCGAAAUGUGA
Molecule: messenger RNA, 315 nt
Organism: Soboliphyme baturini
Lineage: Eukaryota; Metazoa; Nematoda; Enoplea; Dioctophymatida; Soboliphymatidae
Source: the annotation of a GenBank genome assembly